Molecule: messenger RNA, 612 nt
Organism: Anisakis simplex (herring worm)
Lineage: Eukaryota; Metazoa; Nematoda; Chromadorea; Rhabditida; Anisakidae
Source: the annotation of a GenBank genome assembly
CGACCGGAAAUUGUUGAGUUAUCAGAAGUGAAUAAGCCGAAUGUCAUCACGGAAAACUCGCAAUUCUCAGCCUCCAGAUUAGACUCCUAUGAAGAGGGUGGAUACGGUUUGUCGCAUGAAACGAACGCUAAAUCGAAAUCACAAACAGAAGAAACUUCGACUGAAGACAACAGCGCAUCUGAAACGAAAGCGAAAGCACAACGUGAGAUGGAGCGAUAUGGAAUGAAGAACGCAGUCAAGGUUCCAUCAACCAUCUGGACAAGUGAUAAGAUUAUACCACCAACUGGACCAGGAAGCCACAUGGGUCGAAGACGCAGGCCACGCGUCCAGCCACAUCCUCCAUCGGUGAGACCGCCACGUAAAAAACAAAGAAGACAAAAAACGAUCAAAGGAUCCAAAAAGAUUUUGUUAUCGUCGCUAUUUGCACUUAAUCCAGACGUCGUCUAUGCAUACUUGACCGACCCAAAACGCCUCAGUUAUUGCUUCGUCACGUUCUUCGUUGUGCUUUUACCUUGCUUCGCUGCGAUUUCGCUGCUUGCUUAUCGCUCAUUACUAGUCGUUGCUCAAAUAACAUACAGUGAAACCUGCAACAUGGAAACUUUGAUACCGUAA